UCACCACCCCUUUGAGGAUCCUAUAAGCUUUGAAAAUUCUCAACAUCAUAUCUCUCAUACAGUCCUUUCCCAUGGCAUCAUCAUCAUCAUCUAGCAGUGGUACUGCCUCCCCUUGUGGUGCGUGCAGGUUCCUAAGACGAAAAUGCACCCAUGACUGUAUUUUUGCCCCUUAUUUUGGUUCAGAACAAGGCCCUGCAAAGUUCGCUGCCGUUCACAAAGUUUUCGGUGCUAGCAAUGUCUCCAAAUUGCUGUUGCAAAUCCCACCACAUGAUCGUCCCGAGGCGGUUGCCACCAUUGCUUAUGAAGCUCAAGCAAGGAUUCAAGAUCCUGUUUAUGGCUGUGUUGCUCAUAUUUUCACCUUACAACAACAGGUGGCAUUCCUGCAAGCUCAAUUAAUGGAAGCCAGAGCUCAUCUAGCUCAAAAUGCUGUGACUUCACAUAACAACAUUGAGAAUAUUUUUGAAUCAGCUCAAAUCAUGAUGAAUAUGCAAGAAAAUACAAAGCAGAAAGGAGUUUUCUUUCCAAGCUUAUCAUAAGAAAAGAUGGGUUGAAAUCGUUAAAUAUUUUUACUUUAAAUAUUAGGAAUUAUGAAUAAUUUAGGUAUUGUAUGAAAAAGAUGA
Messenger RNA from Gossypium raimondii (Peruvian cotton), 620 nucleotides. RefSeq names its product LOB domain-containing protein 16. Lineage: Eukaryota; Viridiplantae; Streptophyta; Magnoliopsida; Malvales; Malvaceae. The transcript is spliced from 2 exons. The coding region runs from base 72 to 536 and encodes 154 amino acids. The record is from RefSeq and is a predicted model, not a curated record. Gene Ontology annotation, biological process: hormone-mediated signaling pathway; positive regulation of DNA-templated transcription. Gene Ontology annotation, cellular component: nucleus.